AUUUAUUGACCAGUUCGUUCUAACAACCUUGCGAAGAAGUAUGGUAAUGAGUUUUGUUGUGUUUUGCCCCCUCGCUUAGACUUGGUUAAUAAGAAUAGUUGGAUGCGAAUCAAAACUAGAGUGUUUGCGACAUCCGGUUUGCCGAGAUGAAAGUAAGUUGGAAGAAGACAACGAAGAAGAAGCGUUGUUUGGAGGCGUUGCCACAGUUCACCGACCUGCCUUUCGAGCACAAUCAAGACGAGCAUCCCCUUUACCCUCAGCCCCAUCCAGAACACUCGCAUGGCUCGGAGGAAGCACGACAACUUGCUAAGGUAUUUCAAGCUCAGGGAGACAAGCUUGCUCUGGAUGGGAAGUACCGGGAAGCACUGGCUAAAUGGGAAUCUGCUCUUACUUUGACCCCUGAUCUUUCAGUUUUGCAUGAACAAAAGGCGCAAGUAUUACUGGAAAUUGGAGAUGCUUGGAAUGCAUUGAAGGCUGCCACACGAGCUACAGAACUGGAGCCAUCGUGGGCUGAGGCUUGGCUCACACUUGGCAGAGCACAGCUGAACUUCGGUGAGCCAGAUAAUGCUAUUGAAAGCUUCGACUCAGCUUUAGCUCUCAAGCCUGAUUUUGAGGAAGCACGGGAUGAUAGGAAAACUGCGUUGCAUCUCGUGAAAAAGAGAAAGCAACUUCAAUCUAGUGACACCAGUACUCGUUAUGUGGUAGGCAAUAAGGGUGAAAGCUCAUGAAGCUUUCUGCAACAGGGAAGAAAAUUAAUUAUCCAAAUAUUCCAUUUGUUGCGUAUCCAAUUGUGAUUUGUGAACAACUUCGCAUAAACUUAGUGGGUUACUAGUUAAAUCAGUCCAGUAAUAAUUAAAUAAAUAUAUAAAAUUAUAAUAAAAUUUAAAAUUUAAAUAAUAAAAGAAAUGAAAAUAAUAUUUAGAAUUUAUUGUGUGUAAAAUAAAAUAUAUGAAAUAGGAUUUAUUUUGACAUUUAUAUUUUAUAGCGUAUUGGAAAAAUAAAACAUAUAUGGUACAAGAUAUAGUAUAGAUAUUUUAUUUUGCACUAUAUAUGUUAUUAAUACGACCUAGUAGAGCACCAUUUUUGAAUAAAUGGUUGUGUAUCCUCCGUUGGUGGCCAUGUACCUGUAAAGUUCAUGAAACGGUUUUGACGAGGGUUUGUUGUGAACUUGUUGGUUUUGACUGUGUUAAAUAAAAUGUACAUGUGGUUUGAUGCUUGGACCGAA
Messenger RNA from Arachis duranensis, 1225 nucleotides. RefSeq lists its product as uncharacterized. Gene Ontology annotation, molecular function: protein binding. The record is from RefSeq and is a predicted model, not a curated record. The transcript is spliced from 5 exons. Bases 147 to 728 code for a protein of 193 amino acids. Lineage: Eukaryota; Viridiplantae; Streptophyta; Magnoliopsida; Fabales; Fabaceae.